ACACAACCCUAUAGCUUCUGUUUGUUGUAUCAUUUUGUAGGUUGUGUUCUGUUCUCAGGAUCAAUGGCUCCAGUUCCAGAGGUUAUCGAUACACCCAUUGGUAGUGUUGUCAGGCGGAGCAGCUUUCCUAGUGGCUUCGUCUUUGGUUCAGCAUCUUCUGCUUAUCAGUACGAAGGUGCUGCUUUUAAGUAUGGUAAAGGGGCGAGUAUAUGGGAUAUCUACACUCAUAAAUAUCCAGAGAGAAUUGAUGAUCGCAGCAACGGAGAUGUGGCUCUUGAUUCGUACCAUCGCUAUAAGGAAUAUAUUGCCAUUAUGAAGCAAAUUGGUUUGGAUGUCUACAGAUUCUCAAUCGCCUGGACUAGAAUUUUGCCAUAUGGAAGACUUAGUGGGGGUGUCAACAGAGAAGGAAUUCAGUACUAUAACAACCUCAUCAAUGAACUUCUUGCAAAUGGAAUCAAACCAUUUGUCACAAUUUUCCAUUGGGAUGUUCCCCAAGCUUUACAAGAUGAAUAUCAAGGUCCCAUGAAUCGCCAAUUUGUAAAUGAUUUUCGAGAAUUCGCUGAGCUCUGUUUCAAAGAGUUUGGAGAUAGAGUGAAGCAUUGGAUCACGUUGAAUGAAGAAUACAUCUUCACCUUAAAAGGUUAUGUGCUGGGACAAUAUGCACCUGGUAGAGGUUUAGAAUGGGACCCAAGUCGUUAUAUUGGUGGAGAUUCUGGCACCGAACCGUACUUUGUUGGACACCAUCUAAUUCUUGCUCACGCGGCUGCGGUCAACGUUUACCGGACCAAAUAUCAGGCAAACCAGAAGGGUAUUAUUGGCCUUUCAUUUGCAAUUAAUUGGUAUGUCCCAUAUUCAGAUAGUGAGGCAGAUAGAGCAGCUGCAGGUCGAGCUCUUGACUUUUCUCUUGGUUGGUUUUUGCAUCCACUCGUGUAUGGAGAUUAUCCACGUAGUAUGAGAUUUAAUGUGAAGGAGAGGUUGCCCAAAUUCACAGCGGAUGAAGUGGCUUCGAUGAUACAGUCCUUUGAUUUUAUUGGAAUAAAUUACUAUACAGCUAAUUAUGCAAAAAACAAUCCCAAUAUGAUCAUUCCAAAACCAAGCUAUUUGAAUGAUAUUCAUGCAACUCUAUCAACUGAUCGUAAUGGAGUCCCAAUUGGUCCGAAGGCGGGACCAUCAUCGUGGCUUGCAGUUUAUCCACAGGGAUUGAAAGAUUUGUUGGUAUAUAUAAAGAACAUGUAUCGAGAUCCAACUAUUUACAUCACAGAAAAUGGAUACUUUGACUAUGAUAGCCCCAAUGUUGACAAAUUAAUCAUGGACAAGGCAAGAAUCAAAUACUAUCACGAUCAUCUCUAUUACCUUCAUGAGGCAAUGAAUGCUGGUGUAAGAGUGAAAGGAUAUUUUGUAUGGACAUUGUUAGACGACUUUGAAUGGGCAAGUGGCUACACUAUACGCUUUGGUAUGACCUACGUUGAUUUCAAGAACAAUUUGAAAACGCUUCUGAAAGAAUCAGCAAUAUGGUUCAACAAUUUCCUCAAGACCUAAAGGAGACUUAUUGGCUGUUUUGUUAUUGCAUUCUUCUAAUAAGAAGACUACUAAAUAAAUUUGCAAUAGCAAAACCAUGUCUUGACAUUUAUUAAGUAUGUAUCUUAAUGUUUUCUAUAUUGGUGGUCAAUGAAAUAAACUUCUCUUCUCUUUA
Momordica charantia (bitter melon) is the source of this 1693-nucleotide messenger RNA. Its product is annotated as cyanogenic beta-glucosidase-like. NCBI's taxonomy places the organism in Eukaryota, Viridiplantae, Streptophyta, Magnoliopsida, Cucurbitales, Cucurbitaceae. Gene Ontology annotation, biological process: carbohydrate metabolic process. The record is from RefSeq and is a predicted model, not a curated record. Gene Ontology annotation, molecular function: beta-glucosidase activity.